AACACAAAGGACCAACUCUCAAGGCAGCCAAUCAAUAUCCAUCCGAACAUUACUAUAACCCCCUCCGAACAUUACUAUAACCCCCCCCUCUCUCUCUCUGCGGACCAAGGAGUGAAAAGGUUGGAACAGAGCCGGGGACAGAACCAGAGGGCUUUUGCUUCUCUUUGCGGUUGCACCCCCUCUUCCCACACAAACCUCCUCAGUCUCUGCUCUCUGCUCGCCCUUCAGCUCUUUUUCGACUCAAUAGUCACCUAGAGUUGUAGACGCUGUGUGUGUGUGAGAGAGCGUGAGAAAUGCAGCAGCACCUGAUGCAGAUGCAGCCCAUGAUGGCAGCUUACUACCCCAGCAACGUCACCACUGAUCACAUUCAACAGUACUUGGACGAGAACAAGUCCUUAAUUUUGAAGAUCGUCGAAAGCCAAAAUUCUGGCAAAUUGAGCGAGUGUGCGGAGAACCAAGCAAGGCUGCAGAGAAACCUCAUGUACCUGGCUGCAAUCGCUGAUUCUCAACCUCAACCACCUACCAUGGCCAGUCAGUACCCUAGUGGUGGGGGGAUGAUGCAGCAGGGAACGCAGUACAUGCAGGGUCAGCAGGCCCAGCAGCAAAUGACACAGCAGCAACUCAUGGCGGCACGAUCCUCCCUCUUGUAUGCUCAACAGCCCUACUCAGCUCUUCAACAGCAACAAGCCUUGCAGAGCCAGCUUGGCAUGAGUUCAGGCGCCCCUCCCCCGGGCCUUCACAUGCUGCAAACUGAACCGGCUUCUGCAUUUCCUGAAUUUGUUCGCGCCGCCAAGCAUGACAUCGGCACUUCCGGCCCUGAAGGCCGAGGCGAAGGCGGUGAAACCCUCUACCUCAAACCUUCCGAUGAUGCCAACUAGCUAGUUUAGCGCGUAUUAGUUGUUAGGAGAAUUAGGCUCUCGCGUUGGAGCAAGGGGAAAUAUUCAGUGGCCCUGCUGGCUUAUAUAUAUAUAUAUAUAUAUAUCUGCGUGGACAUGCUAAUGUGCUGUCGGAUGUUACCAAACAAGCCCUUGCUUCUCAUGUUUCCUUCACUAGUUAAUGCACCUCUUCUGGUUCGUGUCUAUAACUUGCUCAAAUGAGUCCCUUUUCCAAACAUCCCUGGUUGACGGCUUUUCGUUACUGUAAUUUCAUGUUUUUUGUUGUGGCUGUUGGAAGUAAUGUGCCAAUCUACGGCUUGAAAGGAAUAUCGAUAAAUCGGUUCAGAGCCCAAAAACUUUUAACCCUCGA
This is a messenger RNA of Prosopis cineraria, 1245 nucleotides long. Its product is annotated as GRF1-interacting factor 1. Gene Ontology annotation, molecular function: transcription coactivator activity. The record is from RefSeq and is a predicted model, not a curated record. Bases 294 to 878 code for a protein of 194 amino acids. The transcript is spliced from 4 exons. Gene Ontology annotation, biological process: leaf development; cell population proliferation; positive regulation of transcription by RNA polymerase II. Lineage: Eukaryota; Viridiplantae; Streptophyta; Magnoliopsida; Fabales; Fabaceae. Gene Ontology annotation, cellular component: nucleus.